Molecule: messenger RNA, 1324 nt
Organism: Vitis riparia (riverbank grape)
Lineage: Eukaryota; Viridiplantae; Streptophyta; Magnoliopsida; Vitales; Vitaceae
Product: WRKY transcription factor 71-like
Exons: 3
Coding region: 98-1057 (319 amino acids)
Biological process (GO): regulation of DNA-templated transcription
Molecular function (GO): sequence-specific DNA binding; DNA-binding transcription factor activity
Source: RefSeq, a predicted model, not a curated record
CAAUAAAACAAAAAGAGCCUAACCAUAGCACUUUGUCAAAGCUUUCUGUUCUCUUUCUUCUUCUACUUCUACUUCUUCUUCUUCUUCAGCUUCUUCCAUGUCUGAUGAGCCAAGAGAUCUCUACUACCAUGACCCAUUCCAUGAUGAUCGACAUGGAAUCAUAGGGAACACUGGUUUUUCCUUCUCUGCCAUUAAUGAUUCCAAAGCUGAUUCUUCCAUGAGAGCUGCUCCUUCCCCUCCCAAUCUACAAGGCUUUGAUCCUCCAUACAUGAGCUUCACCGACUGUCUUAAUGGAUCUCUGGACUAUAAUUCACUCACAACAGCCUUUGGCUUGUCACCUUCAUCCUCAGAAGCAUUUUCUCCCGUUGAAGGCAAUCAUAAGCCAGUCGCAAACCUCGGAGAUUUAGGUGCCAGUGGUGAAAUUGCGGGCACUCCUAACUCCUCCAUCUCUUCCUCUUCUACUGAGGCAGGCGCUGAAGAGGAUUCAAGCAAGAGUAAGAAGGACCGGCAGGCCAAAGUGUCUGAAUUAGACGGAGGGGAUGGCUCUAAGAAAGUGAACAAGCCCAAGAAGAAGGCUGAGAAAAGGCAAAGAGAGCCGCGGUUCGCCUUCAUGACUAAGAGUGAGGUCGAUCAUCUAGAGGAUGGAUAUAGAUGGAGAAAGUAUGGACAGAAGGCUGUCAAGAACAGCCCUUUUCCAAGAAGCUACUAUCGGUGCACUACUCAGAAGUGCACGGUGAAGAAACGAGUGGAGAGAUCCUUCCAGGAUCCAUCGACAGUGAUUACAACAUAUGAAGGCCAGCACAACCAUCAGAUACCGGUAACGCUGCGAGGGAAUGCUGGCGGAAUGCUACCACCUUCUGUGUUAACACCAGGGCAGAUGGGAGGGCCAGGGUUUCCUCAAGAGCUGUUUUUUCAGAUGGCUUCUCCCAUGAACAAUCUCAGUGCUGCAGGCUCUUUCUACCCACAGGGGCUAACCCCUUUUCAGCAGCUGCAGUUUCAUGACUAUGGGCUCUUGCAAGAUGUGGUUCCCUCCAUGAUUCACAAACAGGAGCCAUGAGUCUUUCCAUCUACAUCUCUUUCUCUCUCUUUCUCUCUGAUAGUUUGUACAAACUCUUCCAACUUAAUUUUGUUCUGACUUGUUAGAGUACUAAUAUAUGUUCUUCUGCAAUUAAACCCUAUAUUAUCCUUAAACUUCUUUAGUUAAAUUUGCAAACCAAAGGGAUUGAAUGGUGUAAUGGGAAAAUGAAGUUGACAGUGGCUUCAGACAGUGAAGAGGAUGGAUAAUUCUUUGUGCUUCAAAUGCAGUUCAUUUAGAAGGGAAAAA